CAAUCCAUAUCUCUUCUCUAAGCUCAUCAUAAUCAUCUGCUCCUCAAGCUAGCUCAUCAUUAUUCUCUUCUUAAAACAAAAAUAAAACCUCUUUUAAUUUCCUUCAUCAUCUUCUUCCAUCGUAUAAUCAGCUUCUAAACCUAAUCGGUUCCAGGUUAUUACAAAACAAAGUUCGAAGUUCGUCAUAUCAAAUCUCCUUGAGAUCUUGAUGAAAUAAAAUCCUAAUCUCUUGGAACGUCAAACAUGGAGAAGCUUCUUAAUCCGUACGAUAAGCAGUGCAUGAAAAUGGCUAUGCUUAAACAUGAAGAAACUUUCAAGCAACAGGUAUAUGAACUUCAUAGAUUAUAUCAAGUUCAGAAGAUAUUGAUGAAGAACAUGGAGAUUAACAAAUUUACUACCAAGAACAAUCAUGUAAACUCAGGUCUAGGACCAUUCAUCAGAAGAGUUGACCAUGAGAUUGACCGGCCGGCGAAUUUCUCCGGUGGUAAUAAUAUAGAGAUUAUGGAUGAGAGUGAGAUCGAGUUAACACUUGGUCCGUCGUGUUACGGUGGUGAUGAAUUGAUGAGGAUGAACAAGAAGAAGAAAAAGAACUCUUUGCCGGAGAUGAUGGACGGAAAUUUAAAUUCCGGUCGCCGGAGUUUCUCUUCGUCUUCGACAGGAUCAAGUAAUAACAAUAACAACAAUCUUGAAGAACAAGUGAGGCAAGAAAGAAUGAUGAAGCAUCAGAAGCAGCCAUGGCUUCAAGCAUUGACCUUGAAUGUUAUUUGAUAAUAAAUAAUAUUAAUUUUAACUGUAUUCUGAAAUAGAUUUGCAUCUCUUUUUUCAAUUUAGUAGUUUAAUUUUUAUUUUCUGAUGAGAUUGUUUUAUCAUGCUUCUUAUCAGGUGAUUUUUUUUCCUUUUUAUUUAAUGCUUAUCAGUAAUUUUCUUCUUUAGUAGUUCUUUUUAGGGUUCUUGUAAAUAAAAUCAAUAUUAAUGU
Molecule: messenger RNA, 976 nt
Organism: Arabidopsis arenosa
Lineage: Eukaryota; Viridiplantae; Streptophyta; Magnoliopsida; Brassicales; Brassicaceae
Source: the annotation of a GenBank genome assembly